AGUUGAUAUUCGUGAGGCGGUCAAAUCUUGAAGUCAUAUAAACAUCAAAAGUCUCAGAUAUGUACCUAAGUACUCGAGUACCUAGGUACAUACUAAUAGUGUACCUGGUAUUGACUUUGGCGCCAAGACCCCAUUAAAACGCGUAAAAACACGCCCCGGAAGGGACUAAUGACGCGCAUCGCGUAUCCCCCACUUUCCAGUUCCAAGUUUCCACGCUCUCUCCUAAUCGUCUGAUCAGCCGCCCCAAUCUGCCGUCCAGCCUCCUCCGAACAGACCUCUUUUCCCCCUUCUUUCCACCAUCGUCAUCCACGUACUUGGGACGGAAGCAUCCACACCGGACGGGAUUAAUGUUUUUAUCGGUUUGACGAGCAAUUUCUUUAACUCAUUUGCUUUCUUCUCCGACCCCUAUCAGCGAAUAAUCGAUCAGCGUGGCUGUGUCGUUUCGACUUGGUGGGUUCGCUCUCCGCAGAGCCUAGUGUAUUGGGAAUUAUUGGCAUUCUACCUCCUAUUCCAUCACCACGAUAGACCCGAUCCGUUACAGACAAGCCUCCGGAACUCUGGGGGUCGUCAUUUGAUCCGAGGCAACCUGGUGACUGGUCCCCGUUCGUGUGGGCCGCAUCGCAUCAGACACGUAACCCCAUCCCUAUAUCGAUCUACUCAGCCUGCCAACUUCCAGCCAUGUCAGCUCCGCGAACCAAGCGUCAAUUCGCAGGUGCAGCUAGCGAUCCUGCUCAACGACACAUUACUUCGUUCUUUAGCAGCAGCGCAUCACCAUUAUUGCCGUCGUCCUCCUCGCAACAUCUCGACGUCCCCCCUUCCCCUCCCUAUAUCAACAGCCCUCCUUUGCCGGCAACCGUGCAAGCUAACCUACUAUCGGUGGGCAUGCGAGUGCGCAAAUCCGUACCCGAGGGCUACAAGACAGGAAACUACAGCGCCUUCGCGCUCUUCGACGAGAACGUCACGGCCAACCCCCAGGCAUACGGCGGCACCAUGGGCGAAGGCCGCUCGCGAGCAAACGCCAUCUCGACUCCACGGGAACUGCUCCCAUUCUGCGGGAUUCACAAAGUCGGCGGCUUGGAUACGCAACCCGAACACACCUCCCCCUUCAUACUCCCUCCCUCAUCCUCUUCUUAUUCUUCCUCUUAUAUCCCUACCUCCGCCCCAUUCACCACCCACCAACCCCUCCUCAGCAUAAACGGGCUCCCCCUAGACGACGCCAUGACCGACGACGACGACGUCCCGGGCCUGACCAGCAGCCAAGACUCGUUGGACUCCGUGGCGCCUCCCGCAUCCCCCUCGAACACCCGCUCGACGCGCAAGCGCUCCUACACGGAAGACGAGGAGCCGGAAGCCCCGUCGACGCCCGGCCGCCUCAGCGUCGCGAGCUUCGACUUCAACGUCUGGCGCGACGGGCUCGUCGACGGCGAAGUCAGCCCGCGCAGCCAUUACCUGCCUUUCUCUUCCGCGCCCGCGCCCGCGCCCGCGAGCGAGAGUAGCUAUAACGGCCGCGCUAUCGCCGUGCCCCGUAAGAUGAGGGCCCGUAGCGGAGGAGGCGGCGCGAAGGCGGCGGCCGUCGUCAGCAGGGGCCGGGAUAAUGUCGUGGUGUUUGGCGAUGGGGAUGCGGAUGUGGAUGUUGACGCGAAUGAUUUCGGAGAGGCGGAUUUCCUGGUUCGGACUGGGGAGUGGGAGGUUGAGAUGAGUGAUGCGUGAGAUUUGAAGGAUUGUUUGGAUUGGAGGGGUGGGGUGGGGUGUGGUAUGAUAAACAUCUAGGUAUGCAUGUUUGUAAGGGGGGCUGCAGAUUGCCGUUAUGCUGCGUUGGACGCUGGGAUACCCAAGAGAUAGGGACAGACGGGGG
Annulohypoxylon truncatum is the source of this 1855-nucleotide messenger RNA. Its product is annotated as ribonucleotide reductase inhibitor-domain-containing protein. The transcript has a single exon. Gene Ontology annotation, molecular function: ribonucleoside-diphosphate reductase inhibitor activity. The record is from RefSeq and is a predicted model, not a curated record. Lineage: Eukaryota; Fungi; Ascomycota; Sordariomycetes; Xylariales; Hypoxylaceae. Bases 679 to 1710 code for a protein of 343 amino acids. Gene Ontology annotation, cellular component: nucleus; cytoplasm.